UGAUGUUUAUGUUAUGUUAUCAGUACAUUUAUUUUAGAGGUUAUUCUUGUUUUAGGUAUUUUAGUAAACUGCUAGUUUAUAUGAUAUUUUUGUAGAACUUUGCUCGUUUUACUAAAAAUCAUUUCGAAAUGUUAUCUACAAUUCAGAAAAAAAUAGUUAGGUCUUUAGUUAUAUUAAGCCGCAAUGCACAUAACCAAUAUCUUAUUACAAAUGAAAAUAAUGGUACACGAGAAAUAACACUAAAUCAUGGGAAAACCAAAAACUCGCUAUCACUUGAUAUGAUGACUAAUCUCAUAGAAGCAAUUAACCUAAACAAAGAAGACACUUCAUUAAGGGCAAUAGUUUUAUCAGCCAAUGGAAAUGUGUUCUCUGCUGGUCACAAUUUAAAGGAAUUACAAAUGUCCUCAGGGAUUGAGCAACAUAAACUAGUGUUCAAUAAAGCAACAGAAUUGAUGAAAUCUAUUAUACUGAGUCCGGUACCGGUAAUAGCCAAGGUGAACGGAUUUGCAACUGCUGCUGGCUGUCAAUUGGUUGCGACUUGCGAUAUUAUAGUGUGUUCGGAUACAAGCAAGUUUUCAACACCAGGAGCUAACUUCGGGAUAUUUUGCUCUACGCCAGGAAUCGCCGUUGGAAGGAGUGUGCCAAAAUCCAGAGCUAUGUAUAUGUUGCUAACUGGUGAACCCAUAUCGGCAACAGAAGCAUACGAAAGUGGUCUCGUGACAAAAGUAGUCUCUGCAGAUAAAUUAGAUGAUGAAGUGAACAAAAUCAUUGAACAGAUUAAAAGCAAGAGCCGUAGUGUUAUUACACUAGGAAAGGAAUUUUUCUACAAGCAAAUGAACUUGAGCGUCCUUGAAGCUUACAAGUUGGGCGAAGAAAUAAUGGUUAAGAAUAUCAACUCUGAUGAUGGACAAGAAGGAAUUAAGAGUUUCGUUGAGAAGCGAAAAGCGUCGUGGAGUCAUAAAUAGAGAAUAUAAGAUCAAUAAACAUCUUUUGAAUUUCAGCUCUCGUUAGGGCGAUUACGCACUGCAUCCGAUCCGAAUCCAUGAAAAUAUCAAUAAAAUAUCGUUCCGAAGUAGUCAUAGAACUAUUUGUAUGGUAGCUUACGCACUGGCUCCGACUUCAGUCAUUCGAAUUCUCUCCGUCAUCUAUCGUCAGAGAAUAUCUAGGAUGUGCUUCGGAUUCAAAUUGGACAUAUAACGUAGAUAAUUAUUAUGGUCAAAGAUGUUCACUGAAUACCUUGCAGUAAGCAAUAUCCGAGUAUGGUUCGAGUUUUUAUAUCCGUAUUUUCAUGGACUCGGAUCGGAUGAGUGCGUAACCGCUCUUAGAGUUUUGAGGCUCAGUUCUAAUAGUUAUAUACAAGGCCAUAAAGGAUACAGAUGUGCCAACAAGUCGGUACUACAGCAUAAAUCAUACCUAUCACGAUAAUUUCUUAAUACCUCAAUUUAUUUAAAAAUAAAGUGUUAAUUGAUAAGAUAUAUUUUUGUACAAUGUUAAGAUCUAUUUUUUGGAAACUAAAUAAAAUCCACUAUUAUUUACACCUA
Maniola jurtina (meadow brown) is the source of this 1541-nucleotide messenger RNA. RefSeq names its product enoyl-CoA hydratase domain-containing protein 3, mitochondrial. The record is from RefSeq and is a predicted model, not a curated record. Bases 129 to 965 code for a protein of 278 amino acids. The transcript is spliced from 8 exons. Gene Ontology annotation, cellular component: mitochondrion. NCBI's taxonomy places the organism in Eukaryota, Metazoa, Arthropoda, Insecta, Lepidoptera, Nymphalidae. Gene Ontology annotation, molecular function: hydro-lyase activity.